UUGGUGGCAUUUUGGGUCGCAAAGCAUUGGUGGCUGGAGAGUUGUGUAUACGUGGCAGGGUUUGCCGUUUCAGAUGGUGACCACGCGUUCGAUCUGAGGUGUCGAGCUGCAGAAGGUCGGCUACUUUCACUCUCAGGCAUCCUGUCAGAAUCUGAAUAACUAACAAUGGCAGAGGCAAUGGCCAGUGAGAAUCAGAGCUCUCGUCCUAAUGUGGCGCUCAUCUCGGGUAUCACCGGUCAGGACGGCUCGUACCUGGCUGAGCUGCUGCUCUCCAAGGGGUACGAGGUGCACGGCAUCAUCCGCCGGUCCAGCUCCUUCAACACGUCCCGCAUCAGGCAUCUGUACGAGGACCCGCUGGCCUUCAAGCAGGGCAAGAGCUUCCAGCUGCACUACGGCGACCUCACCGACUCAACUUGUCUGGUGAAGCUCAUCCAUAAGAUCAAGCCGAGCGAGAUCUACAACUUGGGAGCGCAGAGCCACGUGAAGGUAUCGUUCGACCUCUCCGAGUACACGGCCGAUGUGGACGCCGUCGGUGUGGUCCGCCUGCUGGAUGCCGUGCGCACGUGCGGCAUGGACAAGUCGGUGCGUCUGUACCAGGCGUCCACGUCCGAGCUGUACGGAAAGGUGGUGGAGACGCCGCAGACGGAGGCGACGCCGUUCUACCCGCAGUCGCCCUACGGCUGCGCCAAGCUGUACGCCUUCUGGAUCUGCAAGGUGUACCGCGAGGCGUACAACAUGCACAUCUCGAACGGCAUCCUCUUCAACCACGAGUCGCCGCGGCGAGGUGAGACGUUCGUCACCCGUAAGAUCACCCGGUGUGUGGCCAAAAUUCACCUGGACCAGAUGGAGUCGUUUGAGCUCGGUAAUCUGGACGCCAAGCGAGACUGGGGACACGCCAAGGACUACGUCGAGGCCAUGUGGAAGAUGAUGCAGCUGGACGAGCCGCAGGACCUAGUCAUCUCCACUGGGGAGGUUCACAGCGUCCGAGAGUUUGUCGAGGCCUCCUUCGCCGAGAUCGACCGUAAGAUCGUCUGGGAGGGGUCUGCUGAGAGCGAGGUGGGCCGAGAGGCCGACACGGGCAUUGUGCGCGUGCGGGUCAACCCGAAAUUCUACCGGCCCGCCGAGGUCGAGUUCCUUCAGGGCGACUGCUCCAAGGCCAAGUCGCUCUUCGACUGGAAGCCCAAGUUUGACUUCAAGAGUCUGGUGAAGGACAUGGUGCAGUCGGAUAUCGAGCUGUUCCGCCACAACCCCAACGCCUAGUGACCGGCCUGUAACUGCUGGGGCGACCAUGACCGGGUCUUCAGCGGUCAGCGGCCGCCGGUAGUUCACACACAGUCUGCGCCUCUUUGGUCGGUGGGCAGACGAACAGGGCAGCUCAUCCGUCCCUGGGUCUUCACCAGUGCGCGGUGGUUUGUGUCUGAUCGCACAGCUACCGUGAAUUAGAAAAUGUUGGACGGCACGUUAGCGGCCCGCGUAUUUGGGGAGCAGCCCGCUCACCGGGGGACAAACGCCAGACCACGAGUGUUCGUGUGUUUUGUGUCACGUGUGCUCUGUGCGGUUGCCUUUUUGACUUAAUAUGUGUCCGAUUUUUUUAUGGACCACGUGAGCCACGCACAGGGUCGCCUUCGGCAGAAGUUAUUCGUUUGUACGUUUUUUCCUCGUAAUUAUGGUGAUGGGUUUAUUUGAUUGGGCUUGUGACGUCGUGCUCAUCUGACGCUGGUGUCGGUGUUCUUUUUCAGUGGGUUUCGUGCUGAUUUUAUGCAUGUAGCAGUUACGGCCAGUUAAGCGUUUU
Molecule: messenger RNA, 1792 nt
Organism: Amphibalanus amphitrite
Lineage: Eukaryota; Metazoa; Arthropoda; Thecostraca; Balanomorpha; Balanidae
Gene: Gmd
Product: GDP-mannose 4,6 dehydratase-like
Exons: 10
Coding region: 166-1260 (364 amino acids)
Biological process (GO): GDP-mannose metabolic process
Molecular function (GO): GDP-mannose 4,6-dehydratase activity
Source: RefSeq, a predicted model, not a curated record